AACACAGCCGCAAAUACUCGCAUUUUCUGUGUGUAAGCGCUGGGCGGGAACGCUUCUCCGAUGCCACCAGAUGCCAGUGGGACUCUGGCAUCUCCUGCACCUGCACCUGCACCUGCUCCUGCUGCUGCUUCUGCUUCGGCUGCUGCCAAUUGUCGUGCCCACCAACGAGGCGAACAGCCGUAUUGUGGGCGGUAUUCCGGUGGAUAUUGGUACCGUCCCCUAUCUGAUAAACCUCCGCAUUGGCGGAAACUUCAUUUGCGGCGGCUCGCUGGUCACACCAACACACGUGGUCACGGCGGCGCACUGCGUGAAGGGAGUCGGAGCAGCUAGGAUGCAGGUGGUGGCUGGCACCACGCGACUCACGGAGCCAGGCGUUAGGAGUGACGUGGCCAAGGUGUAUACUCCCAAGGCGUACAGCAGCCGCACCCUGCACACAGACGUGGCUGUGCUAAAGCUGAAGACACCUCUGACCGGGCCCAAGAUAGCCACCAUCGAGCUGUGCAACUCCAGCUGGAACGCCGGCGAGCUGAUCAAGGUCUCGGGAUGGGGACUAGUCUCGGAACGCAGCAAGAGUGUCUCCAUGCAGGUGCGCAGCGUGGACGUGGCCCUGAUCCCUCGCAAGAGCUGCAUGAGCCAAUACAAGCUACGAGGCACCAUCACCAAUACGAUGUUCUGCGCCGCCGUGCCUGGCGUAAAGGAUGCUUGCGAAGGAGAUUCGGGCGGACCAGCCGCCUACCAGGGCCAACUGUGCGGUAUCGUCUCGUGGGGGAUAGGCUGUGGCCGCCGAAACUCGCCAGGCGUCUAUACGAGUGUCAAGACUGUUAGAAGUUUCAUCGAUAAGGCAUUGAAUAUGUAAAAGAACCCAACCCAAGCCAAGCCAACCCAAUAAACUGCCUAAGCGGACAUAUG
Molecule: messenger RNA, 909 nt
Organism: Drosophila persimilis
Lineage: Eukaryota; Metazoa; Arthropoda; Insecta; Diptera; Drosophilidae
Product: seminase
Exons: 1
Coding region: 71-856 (261 amino acids)
Biological process (GO): proteolysis
Molecular function (GO): serine-type endopeptidase activity
Source: RefSeq, a predicted model, not a curated record